Andrographis paniculata is the source of this 962-nucleotide messenger RNA. RefSeq names its product pre-mRNA cleavage factor Im 25 kDa subunit 2. Gene Ontology annotation, molecular function: mRNA binding. Gene Ontology annotation, cellular component: mRNA cleavage factor complex. NCBI's taxonomy places the organism in Eukaryota, Viridiplantae, Streptophyta, Magnoliopsida, Lamiales, Acanthaceae. The transcript is spliced from 7 exons. Bases 128 to 730 code for a protein of 200 amino acids. The record is from RefSeq and is a predicted model, not a curated record.
UCCUCCGGUGAGACUUGAGAACAUUCUGCCCUCUUCCCCCGCUCGACCAGAGAGCUCUGCGGCUACAGAGGAGAGGAGAAGAAGAGUUCGACUGAAUUGGGAUCCAGAGAAGGAGAAGAAGAGAACGAUGGUCGGGUCGCAGGUGGUGAACACAUACCCUCUUUCGAGCUACACUUUCGGCACCAAGGAGCCCAAAUUGGAGAAGGAUACCUCCGUCGCCGAUCGCCUUGCUCGGAUGAAAGUGAACUACAUGAAGGAAGGAAUGAGGACUAGUGUCGAGGGGAUUUUAUUGGUGCAAGAGCAUAAUCACCCCCAUAUUCUUCUUUUGCAAAUUGGAAACACAUUUUGUAAACUUCCAGGCGGCAGGUUGAAACCAGGAGAGAAUGAAAUUGAGGGAUUGAGAAGGAAGCUGUCUAGCAAACUUGCGGCUAAUUCGCCAUCUCUACAGCCAAAUUGGCAGAUCGGUGAGUGUGUGGCUAUGUGGUGGAGACCGAACUUUGAAACAAUCAUGUACCCUUACUGUCCGCCACACAUUAAAAAGCCUAAGGAAUGCAAGAAACUUUUCCUUGUUCAUCUGUCCGAGAGGGAGUACUUUGCUGUGCCAAAAAACUUGAAGCUUCUCGCCGUUCCAUUGUUUGAACUUUAUGACAAUGUUCAGAGAUACGGGCCCGUUAUCUCUACCAUCCCCCAGCAGCUAUCCCGGUUCCAGUUCAACAUGAUCCAUCCAUAAGGAUAAUCGAACACGAUGAUAAUUGAGUAUGAUGAUGCUGAAUCCAUGCUUGCUAUCUUCUUCGUAUCAUUGAUAUGCAACAUAUUUUCUAUAAUGAACCUCGGUAAACUCGUGAACGCCCUCUCGGUACGCUUUCUAUAUUGAUUGCUUAGCAUGUUAUUACUAUUGUCGAGAAUUGCUAUUUAUGGCCUUUUUUUUCUUUUAUCGAUAUCUUGAAGUACCUUUGUGUUUU